Messenger RNA from Daldinia vernicosa, 1559 nucleotides. Its product is annotated as putative O-methyltransferase. Gene Ontology annotation, molecular function: O-methyltransferase activity. NCBI's taxonomy places the organism in Eukaryota, Fungi, Ascomycota, Sordariomycetes, Xylariales, Hypoxylaceae. The transcript is spliced from 4 exons. Bases 1 to 1326 code for a protein of 441 amino acids. The record is from RefSeq and is a predicted model, not a curated record.
AUGGAAGCCAAACAAACAGCAUCGAGCGGAUCAUUCACAGAGCUUGCACUAGAAAUCCUAGAUCUUGCCUCCAAGUUAGAUAGCCAACUUGCAUCCCAAGGUCGAAAACAGACUACCUUUGAAUUUGAUACUCUCCAGGGCCUUCCAGCUGAAAUUAAUGCUACGAGGGAGGAGUUCAUCAACAAAACGGAGACCGCAAAGCGGCUUGCUCUAGGCGGUGAUGGUAUUCUUCGAGAAUUAAUAUUCCAGUUCACCGAUGAGAUGACCCUGCGCGCUAUCUACGAUUUCCGUCUUGCUCAACAUGUACCUCUUAAUGGGCCAGCAACAUUUGAAGAGAUAGCGCAAGCAAGCGGAUUAGAUUCGACUAUAGUAGAACGUAUCUUACGGCAUGCAAUGACCAAUUAUAUAUUCAGCGAAGCACUUGGUCAGCCCUCAGGACGUGUUGUACAUACCGCGUCUUCCCGUCUAUUGGCAACAAACCCGGAUGCUUUAGCCGCAAUUGGUAUGCUAACGAAGGACUUAUCGCCGAUUGCCGCCCACCUAAACGAAGCUAUUCUCCAUCGGCGCGACCUGCCAGCUAGCGAGCGCGAUGAACCAACGCAGGCCGCCACGGCACUGGUGCAUGGCCCUGGACAAACAUAUUUCGGGUUGCUAAAAAGCGACGAAGCGCGUGCGGCACGUUUCGCGGGGGCGAUGAAAUAUUUCUCUGAGGGCAUAGAGGAAGACGUUAAGCAUCUGUUAGCCGGCUACCCGUGGCAUAUGUUUGAUAAAAAAGGGGCUAUACUGGUGGAUAUCGGCGGAGGAACAGGUGGCCCCGCGCACGUCCUCGCCGCAGGUACCCAUCAUCUGCAAGUGGUCGUCCAAGACCUUCCCGGCCCGGUGACUAAGGGUGCUGAGACGCUACCAUCUACACUUAUGUCUCGUGUUAUUUUCGAGGCGCACGACUUUUUCGAGCCCCAGCCUCGUCGGGAUGUAGAUGCUUUCUAUCUUCGUUGGAUUCUACAUAAUUGGAGUGACAAGAAUGCAAUACGAAUUUUGAAGGCACUCGUGCCAGGGAUGAAGCACGGAACAAGAGUAAUAAUUAACGAGUAUGUCCUCAAAGAUGGUCCAGAAACCAGGUACACAAGAAAACAUCAUCGGAACUUGGACCUCAUAAUGUUUGCUGUAUGGAAUGCCAAGGAACGAACGGAGGCUAAUUGGAAAGAGAUCAUCGAAGCCGUGGACUCUCGGCUUCGAUUCAAGGGCUCCCGGCAAAUCGAAGGGAGUAUACUUUGCAUUAUAGAAGCAGUAUGGGAGGAGCCUGCUACGAAACUUGUGGAGGAAUAAGUUCGAGACUUUGCCCAUGUCGAUUUGAUUUGGUAAGACGUGAAGUAAAUUAGGAUUUGAAUUGGCUUAGUAGAUUCGAGUUGAUGGAUUUCUAUAAGACACUUUAUGAUAAACGUUGCGGACAACUGGCGGGGGUGUUGGUUGGACCUGCAAGACUGUUCAACACAGCUAUGUCACUUCUUCGAGAAAUACCUAUAACCUAAUACCCCCAGAGAAAACCUUGGUAGAUAUUA